Striga hermonthica is the source of this 519-nucleotide messenger RNA. NCBI's taxonomy places the organism in Eukaryota, Viridiplantae, Streptophyta, Magnoliopsida, Lamiales, Orobanchaceae. The record is from the annotation of a GenBank genome assembly.
AUGAUGCAGACUCAGAGGACUCUUGAAAACCAGCAAUCGCUGAUGCAGUCGGGCCAGAUUUCGGGGAGUUUGAGCUUCAACGGGACGCUGACGAAGGAGGACGAGGAGAUGUCGAAGUCUGCGCUGUCGACGUUCAGGGCCAAGGAGGAGGAGAUCGAGAAGAAGAAGAUGGAGGUCAAGGAGAAGGUCCAGGCUCAGCUGGGUCGGAUUGAGGAGGAGACUAAGCGAUUGGCUACUAUUCGAGAGGAAUUAGAAGCACUUGCAGACCCGAUGAAGAAAGAAGUAUCUGCUGUUCGUAAGAAAAUCGAUGCGGUUAACAAGGAUUUGAAGCCACUCGGGCAGACUUGCCAGAAGAAGGAACGGGAGUACAAAGAAGCACUCGAAGCUUUCAAUGAAAAGAACAAAGAGAAGGUUCAACUGAUUACUAGAUUGAUGGAGCUGGUGAGCGAAAGCGAGAGGUUGAGGCUGAAGAAACUGGAAGAGUUGAGCAAGAACAUAGAGACGAUACACAUAGCUUAA